GAUAAUAAAUCGUCGGAAUAGGGGUGUAAUCUCGCCUCCUUCCACUGCCCUUUGACACACACCCCUCCCCACUGGCAUGAGUUGUAUUUUCAGAUCACAUUCCGAAGCCGUCACCGUACUGUGGUAUAGUUAUCGACAGGUCCCCCUGUUUUCUCCUUGCGCUGUUCUCAGGCGAAGUCCCCCACCAGGCAGGAAAGCGCACGAAGAAGAAAAAAACCGACCUGACGUGUUUUGCGCAUUUCCUCCAUUAACAUUACAGAAAAGGAGGCAGGGUGCCGGAAACCAACAGCAGUAGCAACAUCAAGCGCAAGCAAGCAAGCAGCUUGGGAGCUGCAGGGACACAGACCAAUGGUUGUGGUUCUUCAUGUUAUAUAUAAAUAUAUUUUUAAUCCAGCCGGAUAUAGAAGAGUAUAAUGCACCUCAAAAGAGCUGGACCCUGGAUUUAUUCCAUCGCUAAAACGAGUAAGACGUGGAUUUUAGAACCAGCAAUCCUGUGAAGAGAUCUUGCUUAUUUUUCUAUUGUUUUCUGUUAUACAGACUGUGAAAGAAAAAAGACUUAGUGUUUUUGUUUUGUUUUGUUUUGUUUGUAUUGCAUUUUAUUUUAUUUGCGGCAUUGUAGCAUUUGUGUGUCUGUAUGUGAGACAAGCCUGUGUGUCCCGUUAAUUCUGUGUUCCACACGAUCAGAUGUGCUUUAUUUAUGAUACUGACAGAGGAAAACUAAGACUGAAUUACGUCACAAUUAUCAUCGACCGGGAGCGUUUGUGAACAGUGUUUUGCAUUUUAUUUGUGCGUGUGUGUGAUAUGGAGUGAUACGGGACUGCUGUUUUCUGCUAUAAACACUGCAAGAAUCAUCACAUAUUCACAGGGUGUCGCAAGAGCAAAACAGAAAUAUAACAAUAGUAUUCAAAGUACGAGAAGCUAUUUUUUUAAAUUGACAUUUCAGGAUACAUUUAAUAUUGCAUAAGUAAAAUACAACAAAACUGAAGUGGAUGAAAAAAACAACAGAAAAGCCAGCCAUACAACUGUAUUUUCCCAUAAUAAUAAUAAUAAUAAUAACAAUAAUAAUAAUAUAAAUCAGCCAUCAUCAUGGUGGUUUUUAAUGGUUUAUUAAAGAUCAAGAUAUGUGAGGCUCUGGCCCUUAAGCCCACUGCUUGGUCACUGAGGCACGCUGUGGGACAGAGGACCCAGACGUUUCUUUUGGACACUUAUAUCGCCCUGAAUGUGGACGAGUCGCGGGUCGGGCAGACAUCGACCAAACAGAAGACCAACAGCCCCGCCUGGAACGAUGAGUUUGUCACCGAGGUCCGGGCUGGGAGAAAGAUCGAACUGUCGGUGUUUCACGAUGCUCCUAUCGGAUACGACGACUUCGUGGCCAACUGCAUCAUCCAGUUUGAGGACCUGCUGCAGAACGGGAGCCGGCACUUCGAGGACUGGAUAGACCUGGAGCCCGAAGGAAGAGUCUAUGUUAUUAUUGACCUCUCCGGAUCCUCCAGUGAAGGUCUCCCCUCCGCUGGUAGUCUGGGAUAUCUGACUGCCGCCGCCUCCAAGGAGAAUGAGGAGCGGGUGUUCCGGGAGCGCAUGCGGCCCCGGAAACGGCAGGGGGCAGUGCGGCGUCGUGUGCACCAGGUCAACGGCCACAAGUUCAUGGCCACCUACCUGCGGCAGCCCACCUACUGCUCACACUGCCGAGACUUCAUCUGGGGAGUAAUAGGAAAGCAAGGUUAUCAGUGUCAAGUUUGUACCUGCGUAGUGCACAAAAGAUGUCACGAGCUUAUUAUAACAAAGUGUGCUGGUCUAAAGAAACAAGAAGCAACACCGGAUGAGGUGGGCUCUCAACGGUUCAGUGUUAACAUGCCUCACAAGUUCAGCAAUCACAACUACAAAGUCCCCACGUUCUGUGACCACUGCGGCUCCCUGCUGUGGGGGCUGAUGAGGCAAGGCUUGCAAUGUAAAGUGUGCAAGAUGAAUGUACACAGACGCUGCGAAUCCAACGUGGCUCCCAACUGCGGGGUGGAUGCGAGAGGAAUCGCCAAAGUGUUAGCAGACCUGGGAGUCACUCCCGAUAAGAUCACCAACAGCGGCCAGAGGAGGAAAAAGUUGAAUCCCGCAGUGGACCCCCAGCAGGCUGUCCCAGGCUCCUCCCAGUCCGAGGAGGACCGCUCCAAAUCGGCCCCCGUGUCCCCCUGCGAUCAGGAAAUUAAAGAACUUGAAAACAACAUUAGGAAAGCGCUUUCGUUCGAUAACCGAGGUGAAGAGAACAAGACAGCAGCCUCGGGGUCAACAGACAGCCAGGGGAGGGGGGGGGAGAGCCGGGAGAACGGGGAGCUCAGGACCCUGCAGACCAAGCGCAUGAACCUGGAGGACUUCAUCUUCAUCAAAGUGUUAGGCAAAGGCAGCUUCGGAAAGGUCAUGCUGGCAGAGUUGAAAGGAACAGACGAAGUGUACGCCGUGAAGGUCCUUAAAAAAGACGUCAUCCUUCAGGACGAUGAUGUGGACUGCACGAUGACGGAGAAGAGGAUCCUGGCACUCGCACGGAGACACCCUUACCUGACCCAGCUCUUCUGCUGCUUCCAGACCAAGGACCGGCUUUUCUUCGUCAUGGAGUACGUGAACGGAGGAGACCUCAUGUUUCAGAUCCAGCGCUCACGCAAGUUCGACGAAGCCCGCUCUCGCUUCUAUGCAGCCGAGGUCACAUCAGCGCUUAUGUUUCUCCACCAACAUGGCGUCAUCUACAGAGAUUUAAAACUGGACAACAUUCUUCUGGACGCUGAAGGACACUGCAAGCUGGCCGACUUCGGCAUGUGCAAGGAGGGGAUUCUGAAUGGAGUGACGACUACGACGUUCUGCGGGACACCCGACUACAUCGCCCCAGAGAUCCUGCAGGAGCUGGAGUACGGCCCCUCGGUGGACUGGUGGGCUCUGGGGGUGCUGAUGUACGAGAUGAUGGCGGGGCAGCCCCCCUUCGAGGCAGACAACGAGGACGACCUGUUUGAGUCCAUCCUGCAUGAUGACGUGCUCUACCCCGUGUGGCUGAGCAAGGAGGCUGUGAGCAUCCUCAAAGCGUUCAUGACUAAGAGCCCCAAUAAGCGCCUGGGCUGCGUGGUGUCGCAGGGCGGGGAAGAAUCCAUCAAGCAGCAUCCGUUUUUCAAGGAAAUCGACUGGGUCAUGCUGGAACAAAGGAAAACCAAGCCUCCUUUCAAACCUCGAAUCAAAACCAAAAGGGAUGUAAACAACUUCGACCAGGACUUCACGCGCGAGGAGCCCGUGUUGACGCUGGUGGAGGAUGCCAUCAUCAAGCAGAUCAACCAGGACGAGUUCAAAGGAUUCUCGUACUUUGGGGAGGAGCCCAUGUCCUAAGACACAGAACCAUCGCCAGCGGGCCAUCAGCUCCUCCUGUGAGAGUCCAGCAGUGAAGAGUAAAACAAGAGCAAGCUGAAACGAUCAACUAGUCAAGUAUUAAGCUUCUACCGUGAAACUACACUCCACUCACCAGCUCAAUGGGGUUAUUAGGGGUUCCACUUUUAGGCUUGUGAAGCACUCCAUUGUUACUGUGUUUCAACAGUGGUUGAAGGACUAUCCAUCUCUCUGUUUGUCUCUCUUUCUUUCUCUUUCUCUCGCUCUUUGUUGCAAACUAAGUUUUGCAGACGUAACACACUGCCAUAGAGAAAUAAGAGACUGAAGAAGCAGUCCAAUAGCGUGUAUUGUUUGGCAGAGCUGGUCUGGUUAGCUGUAUACCCAAUAGCGUGUAUUGUUUGGCAGAGCCGGUCUGGUUAGCUGCAUGCAGUAGCUGCCCAUGUUUUCUGUUCUCACGGUUACAGCAGAGUCACUCUGACAAUGAGGUUGCAAUACAGUAGCAGUGCCACUGUCUGGGUCUUCUCUAGCUGGGAGCUGUUGCACCACCAACAGUCAUUUCUUUUUCCUUAGUGAUGCAUGAAUCUUACAUAUAGUGACCAGUCUUCUGUAGUGAAGGUUUGUGUCCAGGCUAGUUUAACUACAGUCUGAGACUGACAGUACCACCAUCUGUUGGUUCUGAAGCUAAGCAAAAACCUUGUAUUUGCACUGUUGCUUGAGUUCCAAUUACGCUUUUUUUAAAAAAGCUUGUAGUCUUUGAAAUUAUUUUGCCUUGAAAUAGAUGUCUUACUUAGUAGACUUCCAUUUAAAUAAAUGGAAGUGAAUGUAUGUAAGGCAUUUUAAUUGAAAAUUGGGUGAAAUAGGUUUGGAGGCAAAGGUGACUUAAAGCCCACAGAAAGUAGUAUUCGUUAUUAUUCUCUCCAGUGAUCUAGGAGUACCCCUCCUGCAGAGCAGCGUGCAACAGGUAGUUGCUAGUAUUCGAAUGUACCUUUGUAGUGUACAGUGUUAAUGGGUCAAAAACAACUAAGAGCAGAAAUACACAAUACUGUACAACAGGACAUUAUUUUGUUGUACAGCAUUGCACUGAAUCCUUUAUUUUGAUUGUGUUUUCCUUUGCGGUGUGUUACUCUGGCACAUCUGUAAACUCAUUUGAUUGGUCCUACUGGCCUUUUUAAUUUCAAUUGAUUUUUUACAUGAUACUUUUGCAUUAAGAAUAAUACAGUCAAGACGGACCUUCAUGAUGUAUUGCAUUAACGGAGCAGGAUGAGAACAUCUGUCCAGAAUACACCACCUUAACCAAAUUGAUUGUACAAAUAAAGAAAAACAAAUUGGAACUCUGUGUAGCAACAACAACGAAAAUGUGACUAUCAGAAUCUGACUUAUCAUAAAAAGUAGAUGUGAGGAUUGAUGAUCAAAUUUUACAGAACUGACAGUUAUGACGGUGUAGAUAUUUCCCUUUGUUUGGUGGGUUGGGGUAACUUUACAUCUGUCCACAAUAGUUACCUACUGUAGAUAUGCUAACAGUGUUAUUGUAGUUUAUUUCAAAAUAUUGUGUGAUUUUGUGUGUGUGUGUGUGCGUGCGCAUGUGUACAAGUGCUCCUCAAAGUCUUGUAAUGUCGUCGUUUGUUUAGAUUUUUUUUUUUUUUUUUUACUGGACUGUCUUAAGUGUGGCGCUCCAGAAGUCUGUUUUACCCAACCUAAAUAUGGAUUUCCUGCUGCACAACCAGAAGUUUGAGUGGCAAACGUAGAGCUAGAAGGAGCCUUUUGCCUUCUCUGCAGGUGAUACUUUGUAUAUAAUGUUUGCUGCAAGGCCUGUGGAGUUCCUUUGAACAUAAAGGUAUCAAUCGCUGCAUGUUCAGGCAUAGUAUAUUAUAUAUCUAUGAAAAAAAAAAGAUAUUAUGUCCAUGUGCAAUACUAUGUAUGUGUAUUUUGUAUUUGUAUUUUAUGUCAGAAUAUGUUGGGUCAUGAACAUUGUAUACUAUAUAUAUAUUAACCUCUCCUGGACCUCUUGUGUGUGUGUGUGUGUGUGUGUGUGUGUAUGUGUGUAUAUAUAUAUAUAUAGUUUUUCAGACUGUAGUGACGAUGUGAUGAUAGCUUUGAUAAAGAGAUUAAAGAACUAGUGGCAACUGCAAACAAACGUGCAUUUAGCAUCUUGAACACAACUAGAUUUCAAUGCCAUUCCUCUUGUGUCUGUCUAUGUGUGUGUGUGUGUGUGUCUGUGUGUGCAUGUGUGUGUGUGUGUGUGUGUGUGUGUGCAUGUGUAUGUCUGUGUGUGUGUGCAUGUGUAUAUGUGUGUGCGUGUGCGUGUGCGUGUGUGUGUAUGUCUGUGUGUUUGUAUGUAUGUGUGUGCGUGUAUGCCUCUGUGUGUGUGUUUGUUUGUUUGCUUGUUUCCAGUCUGUUUAGGACAGCUGAUGCACAAGGGCUGCUCCUAUCAUAUUGUGUUCUAUUCAUUUUGAUAUUACUAUUCAGUACCCAUCUCCCAUCCCAUGAGCACUAGAGUGUUAGUAUAUCGAUAUAAGCAAUCAAUAAUGAUUGGAUACAAGUUGCUCUUUUUUUUUUUUUUUUUUUUUUUUUUUUUACUUAAACCCUUUCAGUCCUGAGCGGGACCUAAGCAAUGUGUGUUAACACAUGCCGACAGAAGUCACGCAUCAACCUCACUGGACUCUUAGGUCCCAGUCUGAGGUAGCAUAUAAAUAUAUGUAAAAAAUAACGUUUUUAUCCUGUUCUCAUGAAUACUAAAUAAAGUAGCUCAGCUCAACAAAAAUAAUUUCAGACUGAAAGUGUUAGAAAAAUCGAAAAAUAAACUCUUUAACCACGUCCAGAAUUCCCAGUCCGUUCUGGAUUUUGUUUACCAUAUACCUGGUUUUCCAGCAUGAAAAAAAGUUAUCAGAUGAGUGCGGAGCAAUGGGAAGAUUUUACGGUUUUAAUGGUGACGUCAUGCUGAAGUCACGUAUGAGUUUGUGACAAAAGCAUUGUACCGGUAUGUGAGAAAACUGUGCAUCUACCCAGCACCAUGAGAAGAAAAAAAACAACAUGCUCAUCAAAACCCAUUGGGCUCCCUGAUUUUCAGGAUGUUUUGUUGUUCAAUUGUAAUAGUGUUUUUCUUUUCAGACACACACGGUUAACAGUGUCAGAUACCGAGCCCAGUUAACCUGCAAUCUUUUGAUCGACCUGCAGUCGCACCCCCUGAGCUCAGCACUGUUAAGAAACUGUUCAAGCUUUCUUAUCAAGGGCAUUUCAUUGCAGAGCCUCUCACAGUUAGCAGUCAAAACCCUCCCUGAAACACUGAAACAGCAUGUUUUUAUUCCAGGACAAGACUCGGCUAAACCCGACAACAUCUUAAUGCAUUGUGUAACUACUGUGAUUUCCAUCCAUUUCUCAGUCAGUGAAGCUGAAUAGCAAACAGGUGAUGCUUUGAUGACAUAAUCUCUAGGCAGGUAACCCUACAGCCCUUUCUCUCUCCCUCCCUCUGUAAGCUGUGUGCCCACGCACUCAAAACUGCUUCAGUGCAGGUCUGCAUCCACUCUGGUGUUAUAGUGAAACCAUCCCUACAAUUACGUUAGGGUUCUGGCACCACUAUCCUUAUAACAGCUUUUAAAAAGUACAGCACAACAACAACAAAACUAUUGUAGCAACUUGCUAUUAUUUUAUGCUAACGCUGCUUGAAAAAUCCCUUGAAAACUAUCUUUAUCCCAGUUGUUUUUUUGUUACUUGUUACUUUUUAAAAAGCAAAAAGCAUAGUGGCACCAUAAUUACAUUUGAAUCCUAGGGCAAUUCACAGAAACUGUUGUCAUUGCGAGUAAUUCUUGGAUUAUUGUUUUCAUAUGAAUUGACUGCUGCACAGAAGCACUAUGGGAAAGGUAUGAAGCUGCAAUGCACUAAGCAAGACACCAGUCUUUAACAAACCCUCCCCGAUUGUUUCAAUUAAAAGCUUGUAUAGUGCUAUGUAAAUCUCGAUUGUACUUCACUUGAUUGUAUUCUAGCUGUGCAUGAAUUUCAAACAGGCUGUCUCCUGCAUCACCAGCCCUUGACUCGGAUAUUUAAGUGGCCUUUUGAGACAUCAAUGGUUAGUUAAGCUAGGUUACGCUUUGGUAGAAUAGUCUAGACGAAGGCAAGUAGAUCCCAAUAAAGAAGCCUUUCAUACAACACAAUCCCUUCGUUGUUUCACUGUUCCACGGUGACAAACUUUACAAAAUGUUUGAUUUAAAAGGCUUUUAGAAUGUUAGCGCACAUUUUUGCCCUAUGCUUUCUUGGAGGUGUGCUUGAAUAGCGUCAUUAAACAAGGACAUGUACUGCUGCUGUAUUAUUUGAUGAUUGAAUGUACCCCUUAUAGGGUAAAGCAAGUCUACUGGAACAGGCUUGGCAAGAUGCAGUACGAGGCGUUCUUAUUAAUACAAUAAAAACUGAGAGGUGUUUUGCGAAGGUCAGUUUGUUCUUUACUACCAGUUUAGUUUACGUGUCAACCCUUCCUGUGUGUCUGUUUGUGUUUGUUUUGGUUUACAGUUCUUGGGGUUUGUCAGUCUCUCUUUGUACUAGGUUUUUAAUGUAUUUUGUAAUACAUGAACAUACUGUUACACUCCAGCCUUUUCCAAUAUAACAUGUCCGUCCUCCUUAGGAGAUAUAAAUGCAUCAUGCCAAAUUGUAUCUCUGUUGUCUCUUAGCUUCUGGUUUUAUUUUAAAAAAUUGUGAAAGGAUGUAUAUAUAUAUAUAUAUGUAUUAGCGCUGGGAUAAAUAUCUGAAUAUUCAAACGAAUAUUUUUUGACAUGUAUUCGGAUACAAAAAUCAGAUGUUCGUAUUCGCUACAAAUGACAAAAAUACCUUGCACUUAUUUACCGUCUCACCAGAAUUUGUGCAGCAGUUUCAAAAAAUGGCAAAUGAAAAAGAGCUCAGUGUGAUAUGUGAGAUUAUUAUAUAUAAAAAUAUAUAUAUAAAAGAUUUAGACAGCAAAAAGUAAACAAUCCAGAUUAUGUACGCGCACACAUAGUGAUCUCUAUGGAAAGCCAUCUGGGACAAAAAUGCGUUGUGCUGCUUUAGAGCGAGCCAGAAUCUCAUGGGACAGAAAAAAGUCAAGCACCUCAUUCUGAAAUGCCUUGCUUAAACAGUGCCCAACUUCCUGAACAUGUUGUGUAGUGAUUUUUAUAUA
Molecule: messenger RNA, 8494 nt
Organism: Acipenser ruthenus (sterlet)
Lineage: Eukaryota; Metazoa; Chordata; Actinopteri; Acipenseriformes; Acipenseridae
Product: protein kinase C epsilon type
Exons: 16
Coding region: 1087-3357 (756 amino acids)
Biological process (GO): protein phosphorylation
Molecular function (GO): ATP binding; diacylglycerol-dependent serine/threonine kinase activity
Source: RefSeq, a predicted model, not a curated record